CCACCACAUCAUGUGGCCGUCAGUUGGUCUUUCGGAGUCGGUGAAGGGGGAGUGUGCCAUCGUGCUGAGGAGAUGGCGUCCUACGAAGAAGUUGGGAUUGGGGACGCUGUGCUCCUGGAUGAAAUAUCAGUGCGAGCCUUUGUGAACAAUUUACAAGUCAGGUACAAUGGCGGGAAGAUUUACACUUACAUCGGCGAGGUGUGCGUGUCUGUCAACCCAUACAGGACCAACAACAUCUAUGGCAAGGAGUUCGUCUCGCAGUACAAAGGUCGCGAAAUCUUCGAGCGGCCGCCACAUAUCUUCGCCAUUGCCGAUGCCGCGUACAAGGCCAUGAAGCGGCGGGGGAAGGACACCUGCAUCGUCAUCUCCGGCGAGUCAGGCUCCGGCAAGACCGAGGCGUCCAAGAUUAUCAUGAGAUACAUCGCCGCCGUCACGAACGUGGCCGGCCAACAGGAGGUGGAGAGAGUCAAGAACAUCCUGCUGCAGUCCAAUGCCAUCCUGGAGGCGUUUGGAAAUGCCAAGACCAACAGAAAUGACAACUCCUCACGCUUUGGGAAGUACAUGGACAUUAACUUCGACUUCAAGGGGGACCCAAUUGGUGGCCACGUUCAGAAUUACCUCCUGGAGAAGUCACGGGUUGUCCUCCAGCAGCAAGGCGAGAGGAACUUUCACUCGUUCUAUCAGGUGCUCUUCGGCGCGACAGACGCAGAGUUGUCACGAUUGAAGUUGAAGCGCAACGUGAACGCCUACCACUUCAUCCGUCAGGGUGGCAGUCCCCGGGUGGACUCUAUUGCAGACAAGGCAGACUACAAGGCAUGCCAGCAGGCCUUCAAGACACUUGGCUUCACAGGAGACCAAGUGGAUGCCAUCUGGAGAAUUGUUGGGGCCAUACUCCAUCUUGGCAAUAUUGAGUUCAGUUCUGGUGGGGAUGAGACACAAAUUCAGAACCCACAAGAGGUGAACAGCAUUGCAGAGCUGCUCAGAGUGUCUCCAGAGGAAGUGAAGAAGGCACUCUGCCAUCGUGUGAUUGCUGUCCGCGGAGAAGUGAUGGAGAAGCGCCACAAUGACAGCCAGGCAAGCUUUGGGCGAGAUGCCUUUGCAAAGGCCAUAUACGAGCGACUCUUCUCGUUCAUCGUGGAUGGGGUGAACAGUGCCAUAGAGGUCCGCUACGAGGGUGUUGCUGCUCGCUACAAGUACAACACUGUCAUAGGCGUCCUUGACAUCUAUGGCUUUGAAAUAUUUGAGCGAAACAGCUUCGAGCAGUUCUGCAUCAAUUACUGUAAUGAGAAACUACAACAGCUUUUUAUUGAGCUGGUGUUAAAACAGGAGCAGGAGGAGUACAAGAGGGAAGGUAUUGCCUGGCAGAACAUUGAGUAUUUCAACAACCAGAUCAUUUGUGACCUGGUGGAGCAGCAGCACAAGGGUAUCAUAGCCAUCACUGAUGAAGCGUGUCUCAACGUGGGCAAAAUCACUGACGAGAUGCUGCUGGAGGCCAUGGAGAACAAGCUGAAGGGCCACAAGCACUUCACCACGCGCAAACUCUCCCCUAUGGACAAGGAACUCAAGCACGUGGAGGAGUUCCGAAUAAAGCACUAUGCAGGUGAUGUAGUGUACAGCAUCAUGGGUUUCCUGGAGAAGAACAGGGAUACACUCUUCCAAGACUUCAAGCGCUUGAUGUACAGCUCCUCAGACCCAGUCAUCUCUGAGAUGUGGCCAGAGGGAGCACAAGACAUCACUAUGACAACAAAGCGCCCCCUGACAGCCGGGACUCUCUUCAAGAACUCCAUGAUUGCCCUGGUCAAAAAUCUGGCCUGCAAGGAACCCUACUACAUCCGCUGCAUCAAACCCAAUGAACAGAAGUCUCCUGUCAUCUUUGACGAAGAGCGUGUCACUCACCAGGUCAACUAUCUUGGUCUUGUGGAGAACCUGCGUGUAAGGAGAGCUGGCUUUGCAUACAGACAAAGCUAUGAUCGGUUCCUGAGGAGGUACAAGAUGAUAUCACAGUACACGUGGCCAAACUUCCAUGGCGGAACAGACCAUGAGGGAACAAAAAUCUUGGUAGAGGAGCAAGGCUUCACCAGUGACGUCAAGUAUGGCAAGACCAAGAUCUUUGUGCGCUCCCCACAGACACUCUUUGCUCUUGAACAGGCACGGGCAAAGUUGAUCCCUGGCAUUGUGAUCUUCUUGCAAAAAAUGUGGCGUGGUGCCAUCUGUCGCCUGAACUACCGCCGCAUGCUGGCAGCCAUCAAGAUCUUGAGACAUUACCGCCUCUACAAGAUGAGAACCUACAUGCUGGAACUAAACAGAGUCUUCAGGAAUGUGAAGCAGAUGCCAGACUAUGGGAAGCACAUACGCUGGCCAGCCCCACCACUCGUGCUGCGCUCCAUGGUGUCAGACUUCCAGAGCAUCCACAACCGAUGGCGUGCUCACAUGAUCCUCUCCAACGUGCCCAAGUCAGAGUGGCCACAGCUGCGCAUCAAGGUGAUUGCCGGAGACGCUCUGAUGGGCAAGAGAGUGGACUGGGGAGUGCGGGAGAACUGGGAGGGCAACUACUUGGCCUCAACCAAAGAGAACCCAGAGGCCUCCACCUUCCAGUCAGCUUUGAGGAAUAUGCGCAACAAGGAUGGCUUUAGGGAGGUCCUGUUCUCAAGCCUGGUGCGCAAGAUCAACAAGAAAGACAAGAUGGCUGAACGAGGCAUGGUGGUCACGGACAAACACAUCUACAAGUUGCACAGCAAGACUUUUAAGCCUCUUAGGUCUCCCAUUCCCAUUCUUGAGGUCAGUGGGAUCAGUGUAAGCCCUGGACAGGAUCAGCUGGUAAUCAUCCAUCUGAGAGGUGGAAAUGACCUGGUUGUUUCCUUGACGUCCCAGGUCAAUGCCAACAGAGUUGGAGAACUGACAGGCUUACUGCUGCGUCAGUACCAAAUCCUGAACCGAACUGAGCUGCGUGUGGUGGUUUCAUCCACUCUGCAGUGCAUGCUUGGCAACAAGAGCAAGAUGAUCACAGUGGAGGAGACCAACAUUGGUUCCUUCCCAGUAUUCAGGCGAGGCUCCAAAAAGGAUCUGGUGUACUCCUGGCCAUCCUCAUUCAACAAGGAACUACCUCCUACCCCAGCAAGCACCAUGAACCACAGAUCCUCACACCCCCGCCAAGCUCCGCCACCCCCUCCAUCCCGCUCCCCUGUCAACGGGCACCACAGGAAUUCCAACGGCCAUCAGAUCCACAACUACAGCAAUGUUCCCCCUAUGAGCAAGAUGAACGGACAGUCACACACAAAUAGUCACCUCCACAGGAAUGAGAAUGGUCGGCUUUAUGCCAACGCUGGACAGUACUGAACAUCCGUGUGAUGGUUGAGUGAGUGAUGGUUGAGUCAGGGUAAUGCUUAAGUAGUCAGUGUGAGGAAGGUGAUUCAGUGUGUGUGUGUGUGUGUGUGUGUGUGUGUGUGUGUCUUGGACUUGUAAGGAAGAAUCAUGGCACCUGCACUUGGUCCAGAAUUUUUCUAUCAUUCAUCCAUUUUGUUAAUAUAGCUCCAAAUAAAGUAUUCAUUUCUGAACACUGACAGUGUACAAUCAUACUUGGCUCAUGUAUUUCUAGGGACCAAGAUAAGCUCCUAACCUUAUUUCUACUUUUGAUGGAUGACAUUAAUUUUAUAGAAUAUUGUGGCUCAUAUUUAAGCUCUAAGUUUUUAUACUUGCUUUUUUUUUUGUUUAUUUUUCCAUUAACAACUACCAAAUAUAUAUAGCAUGGCUUUAUAUGGCUGAACAGCCAAAAUACUUGACUUUCCUAUCCUAUAAUAGUUACAAGUUUCCUUCAAAUUGUUCUGUGAGCUGUUUCUGCACCAAGUUGGAGUGCACUCACUAAGAAAGGUAUCAGGAGGAGAACAUGUCACUGCUCUGCUAGAUGUCAUCAUCCUAUUCACACCAGAUUUAGGGCUGGCUGCCUUGUAAGAUGAUAACUACUAGGAUUGAAAGAAUCUAUUCAAAUGGUGCAAUGCCAACAACAACAACAACUUGCUGCAAAAUGGCCACAGGUUAUAUAAUCUGACAUACUCCCACUGAAUGUAUGUUGUAAUAACCAAUAUCUAAUAUUUUGUUGUAAAUGUGCAUUUAAUGUACAAAGUCAAAGCAGUAAGAAGAACAAAGCCUUAUUCAAUUACUGCAGACUAGGGACUCAUGACAAACAACAAAUAUAGUUUCUUGAUUCUUAAAUUAUAUGGAAAUUGUACAUUUCAAAAGUUGUCAGGAACUAUAAUUGUUCUUUUGUCGUGUUCUUAUGGGUAUUCUUCGAUUUGUAAAUAAUUAUGUAUACAAAUAUAUAUUUUAUAUAAUGAAACAAGUGAUGAAUUAUUGAGCUUGUGGUGCCAUUUUCCCUUAUCUUACAAAGUGAAUAUGAUGAAUCAGUCCAUGAGGCCUUCAAACAUAAUAAAUAGCAUUGCCUAUGGUUGUUGCACCAACAAGCUCCUCAUCACUGUAUCAUAUAAUAUUGCAGCAUAUAACCCUGUACUUAAUAAAUAAUGGUGCAUUUCUCUAUUAAGUUUAAAACACGUCCUGUAUAUUUUUCUAUAGUUUGCAAAAUGUAUGAGUAAUUCUGUGCCAUUUGUGUGGGGUGAAAGAGUACUGUUAAAUAUUUAUGUACAUAAAACAUGCUGAAAAUAAAAUUUACUUCAACAGAAGUAGCCAGGCUUCCAGGUUUAUAAUUGAUUAUCUCUGUCUUAGCUGCACCCCCACAUAGGGGGAUGCCAGCCUGGUAUACAGACUUGUAUCUUAAUGGACCUGCCUAUGGAGAUCAAAGAUAUUAACCACUAUGCACACACAGCUUGUAUCUACAUAAUCAUUAGUUAUAUUCAUUUCCCUUUUUAUCUGUGCUGUCCUUUUAGUGGUUGCAAUCUUUUUUGGUUCCAACAACUUCUACUCUUCAAAACACAGCAUAGCUACAUGUUUUGGGGAUAUUUCUUGUAAUAAGUGCCUGAUACUUUUGAAUACUUUAUAUACAUUUGUUUGGAAAAUAAAUAAAUUAUCAAAUA
Molecule: messenger RNA, 5024 nt
Organism: Scylla paramamosain (green mud crab)
Lineage: Eukaryota; Metazoa; Arthropoda; Malacostraca; Decapoda; Portunidae
Gene: Myo31DF
Product: unconventional myosin ID-like
Exons: 20
Coding region: 73-3336 (1087 amino acids)
Biological process (GO): vesicle transport along actin filament; actin filament organization
Cellular component (GO): vesicle; plasma membrane; actin cytoskeleton
Molecular function (GO): ATP binding; microfilament motor activity; actin filament binding
Source: RefSeq, a predicted model, not a curated record